GUCACUCCUCUUCCGCUCUUCCUAUUGGAGGCCGGCCUUUCGCAGGGGUGGGGCCACUGGGAGCUGGAAGCAGCCGCAGGCAUGGCGGCGGCUGUGCGGUUAGUUCUGCUGGUGCUGCUGCUUCUGGGACCGGGCGUCUGGGGCCAAGCGGAGCCCCCACGCGACAGCCUGCGGGAGGAGCUAGUCAUCACCCCGCUGCCUUCAGGGGACGUAGCCGCCACUUUCCAGUUCCGCACGCGCUGGGAUUCGGAGCUGCAGCGGGAAGGAGUGUCUCACUACAGGCUCUUCCCCAAAGCCUUGGGGCAGUUGAUCUCCAAGUAUUCUCUCCGCGAACUGCACCUGUCCUUAACCCAAGGCUUCUGGAGGACUCGCUACUGGGGGACACCCUUCUUGCAGGCCCCAUCGGGGGCAGAGCUGUGGGCUUGGUUCCAAGACACCGUCACCGACGUGGAUGAGUCCUGGAAGGAGCUCAGUAAUGUCCUGUCGGGGAUCUUCUGCGCGUCUCUCAACUUCAUCGACUCCACCAACACGGUCACGCCCACCGCCUCCUUCAAACCCCUGGGGCUGGCCAACGGCACGGACCACUCCUUCCUGCGCUACGCGGUGCUGCCACGGGAGGUCGUCUGCACUGAGAACCUCACCCCGUGGAAGAAGCUCUUGCCCUGCAGCUCCAAGGCAGGCCUCUCAGUGCUGCUGAAGGCUGAUCGCCUGUUCCACACGAGCUACCACUCCCAGGCAGUGCAUAUCCGCCCGGUUUGCAGAAAUGCACGCUGUACCAGCGUCUCCUGGGAGCUGAGGCAGACCCUUUCUGUUGUAUUUGAUGCCUUCAUCACGGGACAGGGGAAGAAGGACUGGUCCCUCUUCCGGAUGUUCUCCCGAACUCUCACCGAGCCCUGCCCCUUGGCUUCAGAGAGCCGAGUCUAUGUGGACAUCACCAGCUCCGGCCAGGACAACGAGACGUUGGAGGUGUACCCGCCCCCCCUUACCACAUACCAGGACGUCAUCCUGGGCACCCGCAAGACCUACGCCGUCUAUGACCUGCUGGAUGCAGCUGUGGUCAGCACCUCGCGCAGCCUCAAUGUCCAGCUGAAGUGGAAGAGGCCCCCAGAGAAUGAGGCCCCCCCGGCGCCCUUCCUGCAUGCCCAGCGGUAUGUGAGCGGCUACGGGCUGCAGGGCGGGGAGCUGAGCACCCUGCUCUACAACACCCACCCGUCCCGGGCCUUCCCUGUGCUGCUGCUGGACGCCGUGCCCUGGUACCUGCGGCUGUACGUGCACACGCUCUCCAUCGCCUCCAGGGGCAAGGAGAACAAACCAAGUUACAUCCACUAUCAGCCUGCCCAGGACCGGAUGCAGCCCCACCUCCUGGAGAUGCUGAUUCAGCUGCCGGCGAACUCCAUCACCAAGGUCUCCAUCCAGUUUGAGCGGGCGCUGCUUAAGUGGACCGAGUAUACCCCAGACCCCAACCACGGAUUCUAUGUCAGCCCAUCUGUGCUCAGCGCGCUUGUGCCCAGUGUGGUGGCAGCCAAACCUGGGGACUGGGAAGAGAGCCCCCUCUUCAACAGCCUCUUCCCAGUCUCUGACGGCUCCAGCUACUUUGUGCGGCUCUACACGGAGCCACUGCUGGUGAGCCUGCCCACGCCGGACUUCAGCAUGCCCUACAACGUCGUCUGCCUCACCUGCACCGUGGUGGCCGUGUGCUACGGCUCCUUCUACAACCUCCUCACCCGCACCUUCCAGAUCGAGGAGCCCAGGAAGGGUGGCCUGGUCAAGCGGCUGGCCAACCUCAUCCGGCGUGCCCGAGGCGUCCCCCCGCUCUGAGGAGAGCCCUGCUCACAGUUGGGCUGCAGUUUUUCCUGAGAGGGGUGUGGUGGCUGAGUCCCCCAGCCCCCGCCCUGCCCCCAAGGCUCUUCCUGCCACUUGCCCUCCCCCCGGGGCGGCUUUUGAACCAAGCUGUGUCGUGGAAUGGGCCAGGGCCUAGAGCUGCAAUGUUCAGGACAGUAGCCGUGAGUUGGCUUUUGAAUUUAAUUGAAAUUGAAAAUGCAUUUCCUUAUCCAUACUGAGUGCAUUUCAGGUACUCAGUAACCAGAAGUGGUUACUGGCUUCUGUACUGAGCAUCAUGGGGACAGGUGUUCACCACUGCAGAAAGUUCUGUUGGACACUGCCCGCCUGGGUAACAGGAUGUGCUCAGAUAUUCGUACCACUGUGUGGUAGGUGGAGAUUACUGGUUGUGGAAUAAAAAGUAUCUAAUUCCAUG
Odocoileus virginianus texanus is the source of this 2254-nucleotide messenger RNA. RefSeq names its product phosphatidylinositol glycan anchor biosynthesis class T (gene PIGT). Gene Ontology annotation, biological process: attachment of GPI anchor to protein. The record is from RefSeq and is a predicted model, not a curated record. Gene Ontology annotation, cellular component: GPI-anchor transamidase complex. Lineage: Eukaryota; Metazoa; Chordata; Mammalia; Artiodactyla; Cervidae.